Messenger RNA from Nicotiana attenuata, 2064 nucleotides. RefSeq names its product xylulose kinase-like. Gene Ontology annotation, cellular component: cytosol. The transcript has 11 exons. Bases 76 to 1752 code for a protein of 558 amino acids. The record is from RefSeq and is a predicted model, not a curated record. Lineage: Eukaryota; Viridiplantae; Streptophyta; Magnoliopsida; Solanales; Solanaceae. Gene Ontology annotation, biological process: xylulose metabolic process; D-xylose metabolic process. Gene Ontology annotation, molecular function: D-xylulokinase activity.
UAUCUAAUCCUUCAAAGCUCUGUUAAUGAACCAAUUCUCUUAGCUUUGCUUGAAUUUCUCAUUUAGUUUUCAUAAAUGGAAGAUUGCUCUCUCCCUCAGGACUCAUUGUUCCUUGGUUUUGACUGUUCCACUCAGUCACUGAAGGCAACUGUGUUAGAUGCUAAUCUCAACAUAGUUGUAUCAGAACUUGUGAAUUAUGAUUCUGAGUUGCCUCACUACAAUACAAAAGGUGGAGUAUUUCGAGACCCAUUCGUAAGUGGCAGAAUUGUAUCACCAACAUUAAUGUGGGUUGAAGCACUAGACCUCAUUCUCCACAGACUUGAAAAGUCAAAUGUUGACUUUGGAAAAAUUGCAGCUGUUUCUGGUAGUGCUCAGCAACAUGGUAGUGUUUAUUGGAAAAAUGGGAGUUCUAAGAUAUUAUCAUCUUUGGAUCCUAAAAAAGUACUUGUGGAUCAAUUUCAUGAUGCUUUUUCGAUCAAGGAAUCGCCCAUGUGGAUGGACUGUAGCACCACAGAACAAUGCAAAGCUAUUGAGAAAGCUGUUGGUGGUGGUUUGGAGUUGGCCAAACUUACUGGUUCUCGAGCACAUGAAAGAUAUGUCGGUCCUCAAAUUCGAAAGAUUUUCGAAACACAGCCUGAAAUUUAUCGGAAUACAGAGAGGAUAUCGCUAGUUAGUUCUUUUAUGGCGUCACUCCUUAUUGGUGGAUACGCUUGCAUUGAUCAAACUGAUGGCGCGGGAAUGAAUCUCAUGGACAUUGAGCACAGAACCUGGUCCAAGAUAACUCUGGAGGCUACUGCACCUGGUUUAGAGGAGAAACUUGGAAAGUUAGCACCUGCUUAUGCUGUUGCUGGUUCUAUUGCCUCCUAUUAUGUUGAGAGGUACCACUUCAACAAAAAUUGUGUAGUUGUUCAGUGGUCUGGAGACAAUCCUAACAGCUUAGCAGGGUUGACCCUCAACACUUAUGGGGAUCUUGCAAUCAGUCUUGGCACAAGUGACACCGUCUUCGGGAUUGCCACUGAUCAUAGACCUAGCCUAGACGGACAUGUAUUUCCUAAUCCGGUAGAUACCAAAGGCUUCAUGGUAAUGUUGGUCUACAAGAAUGGGUCUUUGACUCGUGAAGAUAUACGUGAUCGCUAUGCAGAUGGAUCUUGGGAGGCUUUCAAUAUGUUUCUACAGCAAACUCCGCCUUUGAAUGAUGGAAAGAUCGGCUUUUAUUACAAAGAGCAUGAAAUACUUCCUCCUCUUCCAGUUGGUUUCCACCGCUACAUUCUUGAUAAUUUCAUUGGUGACUCUGCGGAUGGAGUAGUAGAAUGUGAAAUAGAGGAGUUUGAUCCGCCUUCAGAGGUUCGAGCAUUAAUUGAGGGGCAGUUGCUCUCCAUGCGAGCUCAUGUUGAGAGACUUGGAAUGGCUUCUCCACCAAAGAGGAUUAUUGCAACUGGAGGAGCAUCGGCAAAUGAUCACAUACUGACAAUCGUUGCUUCCAUUUUUGGGUGCAAUGUCUAUACAGUCCAAAAGCCAGACUCAGCUUCCCUUGGAGCGGCGUUGAGAGCUGCUCAUGGUUGGUUGUGCAACAAGAAGGGAAAAUUUGUGCCCAUCUCUAAUAUGUAUUUCGGGAAAUUGGAGAACACAUCCCUAAGCUGCAAGCUUGCGGUGCCUGCUGGUGAUCAAGACCUUGUUGACAGAUAUACUUUGUUGAUGAAGAAGAGAUUGGAAAUUGAGAAUCGUCUCAUCCAAAGAUUGGGACGUUGGUAAAAGAACUCAGGACAUGUACUGCAUGCAGUUUUUACACAGACUGGCUGAACAUGUUUUUAGUUUCAGACUUCAGAGUUGCCAAUAGUUUAUAUUGUUCAAUCAAAAUUUUUGCGUCUGCUGAACCACAAAGCACUCAAUGGAGAAAAGGGAACGUUACUUAAAAAAUAAAAGAAAAAAGAAAACGAAAGAUAAAGCAAUUUCACACAAACAAGCAUGUUUGAACUUUCAUAGCAGCAGAAGUCAUUUCAGCAUACAAGACACCAUUAAAAUACAAACUAGUACUGGAAUGUCUAAAAUGCCGCAACUGAAGAA